UUGAUUCAUGGGUCGCUUCGACUGUUCGCUUCCAUCUCAAGAGCGCGGGUGGUCUGAAUGGAAAUGGCGAUUCUGGGGCCUUCCCAAACCACCAUCCGACAACAACACGCCCCGCUGAUGCCGAUUCCGAUGCCGAUGCCGGUUCCGCUGCAGUAAUAAAUACACCCCCCCAAAAAAGACGCAAGCAACACAGUCCGCCCGCCAUGUCCCGCGCCUCCAAGUUGACGCUGCUGGGCACUUCGCUCUUCGCCCUCAGCACCGUGGUCUUCGUCCACUUCCAGCAAAAAGCGGAGCAAGAGGCAAUGCACCAAGGCGUGAUUCGCGACAUGGAACAGCAGCGCAUCAAGCGCGAGCGCCAGGCCGAUUUCGAUAUGCAGCGCGAACUCGAGGCCCAGUACAGGAAGGAGCAGACGGUCCGGGACAGCACUGCGGAUGCGCCCGUAGGAGAGGGGAUAUCAGGGGCGCAAACGGGGACAGGGAGGUGAUGACACUCGAGGGGGACCGGCUGGAGAACUGGUAAAAAUACCCAACAGGCAUUUACACUAUGAACAACACAGCCGAGUGGCCAAAAAAAGACUGGCCGUGUACAAGACGAAAUGUACAAUACUGUACUGUACCAUGUUGAAAGCAGCAUCAUAGAAUAGAUCAUUGCAUCCUCUCUAACUAACAACGGUUGCUCUGUGGUUUAGGCACAUUGUAUAAACCACCACUACCACGGUCAUCGCUCCAAAACUAAACGAAGCCGCUAACCAGCACUGCUGAUGGUGUGAUCGUGAUUCCCGGUCCCUUUUUACAAGGCCACCCUUUGAAGGCGAUGACCUGGCAGAACCAUUUCCCUGUCUUGGUACAAUAUCUUUCAG
Molecule: messenger RNA, 860 nt
Organism: Thermothelomyces thermophilus ATCC 42464
Lineage: Eukaryota; Fungi; Ascomycota; Sordariomycetes; Sordariales; Chaetomiaceae
Exons: 2
Coding region: 204-485 (93 amino acids)
Biological process (GO): mitochondrial respiratory chain complex IV assembly
Cellular component (GO): mitochondrion
Source: RefSeq, a predicted model, not a curated record